AUAGGUUUUUAGGUCAUACAGAAACCCUGGGGAACGCCUGAAAAGGCUAAACACAAGCAGUUACAUUAUGCACAAGCUGGAUGACGCGACUCCACCGCUGCUGUGUGGAGCAGAGGCUGAUGAACCCGAGCUUGUGUGAGCUUCUCUUGCGGCAAGUCCAGGGGUGGCCAGGAGCACGUGUUAGUCUGGUUAAGAGCUCUGCUCAGAAGUAGCCGCUGCAGCUGAAGGUUUUCGGGUGGGCUGAAGGCUGGGCCGCUCCUUCGUUCAUUUCAGAAGUUGAACAGUGGGCCUUCUACACACGCUGUCUUUGUCAUCCUCAGGCAGUUCCUCCAUGGAUGAGACACAGGGGCCUCUGGCCAUGACUGUCCAUCUUCUUGCCAACUCUGGGCACGGUUCGCUUCUGCAGAGGACUCUGGACCAGCUCCUGGAUUGCAUUUGCCCAGAGGUCCGGCUCUUUCAGGUGUCUGAACGGGCUAGUCCUGUGAAAUACUGUGAAAAGUCCCACUCCAAGCGGUACCGGUUUCCAGGGAUGUCCGUGUUGCUUUUCCUGCACAGAAGCCUGGGAGAGGAUCGGCUAUUUCGCGUCCUGGACUCUCUCCAGCAUUCGCCAUGGCAGUGCUACCCCACCCAGGACACUUGGGGAAGGCUGUGUCCCUACCUUUUUGCCAACCAGGAGUUCUACAGCCUGGACAGCCAGAUGCCCAUCUGGGGGGUGAGGCAGGUGCACUGUGGCUCCGAGAUCCUGAGGGUGACGAUCUACUGCAGUUUUGAUAACUAUGAAGACGCCAUCAGACUCUAUGAGAUGAUCCUGCAGAGAGAAGCCACCUUGCAAAAGAACAAUUUUUGUUUCUUCGUGCUGUAUGCCACCAAGAGCUUUGCUCUGCAGCUCUCCCUGAAGCAGCUGCCCCCGGGAAUGUCAGUGGACCCUAAAGAGUCUUCGGUGCUGCAGUUCAAGGUUCGAGAGAUCGGCCAGUUAGUGCCUCUGCUACCCAAUCCAUGCAUUCCCAUCAGCAGCACGAGGUGGCAGACUCAGGAUUACGAUGGCAACAAGAUUCUGCUUCAGAGAUGGGAGUCUUCCUCUGUUGCCCAGGCUGGAGUGCAGUGGUGCCGUCACAGCUCCCUGAGGUCUCCACCUUCUGGGUUCAAAUGAUCCUCCUGUCUUAGCCUCCUGAUUAGCUGGGACUACAGGUCCAGCUGAAUCCAGAACUUGGUGUUAAGAAUGGCACCUUGGGAGCUGGCAUGCUUCCCCUGGGCUCCGGGCUGACUUCUAUCUCUGCAAAGAGGACCUUAGAACCCAGGAUCCAGAGGAACCAGGGCAAGAGGUCCCAGGGGCAUUCUCUGGAGCUUCCUGAACCCACUGGGAGCCCCACAUCAGAGAGCUGUGGUGGCACUUUGUGGAAAAGCCCUGGCCGGUCAUUCCAGACCAGCAACCCAGCUAUGGGUUCCCACCUACACCUGUCUUCUCAUCACCUUGAAUCCGGGGCCAGAAUGAAGGUCCUCAACCGAGAAAACAACUUUCAGAAGCUUGAGGCCGAGACGAAUGUUGACACUGGGUUCACCAUCAUAAAUUCUGAACCCACGCAGAUUUAUUUUGGUGGAUUUCCAAGGGAUUUGCAGACCAGCCAGCCACCAUUCUGCUUGCCAGCCUCUUCCUUGGGGGUGGCUACCUCCAAAAACAACAGUGUCCUUAAGGAAAGAGUCUCUCCUUUGCCACUUGCUGGCCAAAGGGACCUUGGUACCAGGAAGACAAUUUCAAAAUGUCUCUUUCAUGUGCAAGUUCAGGGUGAAGAAAAAGAAGAAGACGAAGAAGAAUUCUUUAUAUAGCAUAAAAUAAAUGUGGUUUUCUAAAACACAAGAUCAGAUAGAAUGUUCUAGAAAUGGAGUACGGACCCAGAAUCAGCCUGUUAGUUGUUCAUCUGAGAGGGUCUGAAUGCUCCCCAUGCACAAUCUGUAUUGAUUUUGUUUCAAAUGUUCAAAGUCUAAAGGUGCUGGGAAUGAUUGUUUAUUUGCAAUCACAGUCAUAAGAGAACACAGCCAACACACAGGGAAAAAACCGAAUGCCUUUGUUCCCUGGAGAUGCACUAACCCAGCUGGAUGUGUUGAAUCCAGCACCUAUCAGGAUAAUUGCAUUGUAUGCAAAUGAAUCGGUAUGUUAUACAACACUAAUUAGUGUCUGUAAUUUGGUUUUAAUUUUUACUUAGGUUGCAUAGCUCAUCCCCCUGGACAAUAUGGACUGCUAUUUAUCCUUCAAUGCUUUUUAAUUUUCAUGUGACCUCUUUUGGUAACUAGGCCUUGUUCACCACAUACCCUCUUGUGAUUUUGCCUUUGAAGUUGUUUGUAUCUGGAAAGAGUGAAAAUGCAAAGAGUUUUGAAAAUUAUAAACAGUUAAUUUUGUUUUCCUGUUUAAUGAGCCAAAAUACUGGAAGCCAGAAAAUCAGGUUAAAAACAAAUGCUAGGCUCUAGGGUUUUCCUGCUCAUCUGCUUCUCAUUUGUUUCUGCACUAUGUCAAAGAGGACAGUGGUUCUUGCUACAAACCAAAGAGAAACGUUGAGCACAGUGGGAAAAUUGGACUGGUUAAUCUGGUCACUGGAGCAGGACUUGGGUUCUUCUGGCCACAUUUUGACUCCCAGAUUCCUUUACAAAACACACUCAUUCAUUCAUUUAUAUAUAUUCAUCCAAUAAACAUUUUUUUGAAUGCCUA
Molecule: messenger RNA, 2701 nt
Organism: Mandrillus leucophaeus (drill)
Lineage: Eukaryota; Metazoa; Chordata; Mammalia; Primates; Cercopithecidae
Gene: FAM124B
Product: family with sequence similarity 124B
Exons: 3
Coding region: 332-1150 (272 amino acids)
Cellular component (GO): nucleoplasm
Source: RefSeq, a predicted model, not a curated record